Molecule: messenger RNA, 3855 nt
Organism: Caenorhabditis remanei
Lineage: Eukaryota; Metazoa; Nematoda; Chromadorea; Rhabditida; Rhabditidae
Exons: 13
Coding region: 1-3855 (1284 amino acids)
Molecular function (GO): hydrolase activity
Source: RefSeq, a predicted model, not a curated record
AUGAUUGUUGAACAAAUCACCACGAACUAUCAAGAAGAAACGUUUUUACCGUUCGAGAUCCAGCAGCAUUUGAACAGAAUUUUGCUAGAACACAGUGAGGAAAUAGGGAGAGUCGCGGUCGAUGUGACUGGUGAAACAUUAGUCAUUGGAGAUACUCAUGCACAAUUUUCUUAUCUUUUUGCGAUUCUCUGUAACAGCUUAUAUGUUCACGAAAACGGAGGAUAUUUGAAACGGAACGUGAAGUACUGUAAACUGAGAAGUAGUACAUUGUCUAUGAGACGAAAUACAACUUUCAGGCUGACAUUCCUCGGUGACUAUGUCGACCGUGGAACAGAAAGCUUGAGAUGCCUCAAUUUAUUGUUUUGUUUGAGAUUCAUGUUUGGGAAUCAAAUACAACUUCUACGUGGAAAUCACGAGACCCGGAGUAUUAACUUGAAAUAUGGUUUGAAUGAGGUUGUUGACGGGUUCGAAGUGUAUGCAGGUGGACAACUCAUUACGUUGUUUUCUGCGGUGAACUACGGUAAUAAUGAGAGUCCCGCUGCCACACUAUUAUUCAAGUCGAAUGGAGAGAUUAUUGUACAUGAAUACGAUCCACAGUUGAUCCAAGACGAUGAAAGAGAAAAACAGGACUUGAAGUUUGACGAAGAUCUUACUGUUUAUGAAGAACUGGACACACAAAAACCCAUGAAUACAUCUGCAAUCGCUGCUGUUCCUACUGUGGCUGUUAUUGGUUUCAUUGCUGGAGCUUAUUAUCUUAGUGACAAGAUUUCUGCACCUGGAACAGCUUUGAGUGCGACACAAGAUCUUUUUGCUCAAAAGUCAGCAGUGUUCACUCGAGUUGUCAAUGGAAUCUCUAUUAACCAACAGCUUGUAAACGGACCAUUCGACGAAGAUCAAUUGAUGAAGGAGCUGUUUCCGUUGGGAUCCAACAUCUCUCUUAGGCAUUUCGGCAAUUCUACAAUCUCCAAACUUCCUGAUGAUUUCAAAUUGCUGCAAACAGUUAUUGGGAGUAAGUGCACUGGAGACAGCGGAUGUGGGAUUCACAAAAUCAUGAUUGCGGAAAUGAACAAAACCGAAGAGAUGGAUAAAGAUUUUCACUCGUUUGAGAAGCUAUUGAUCGACCCCCAAACACAAAAUGGAACUGUAAAUUUCACGUCUCAAAACAUGACUAUAACUGUUCCAACGGACAGUGUGAGAGGCUGGACGACGAAACUCCAAGAUCUCAAAAAAAUUAUGAAUGGAAAAACAAAGAAUAUGGAGACGUUUUUUUGGAAACAGUUCAAACAAGAAUUGGAAACUACGCAGAUAAGGUAUAAUAAUCUCGUUUCGCAACUAACAAGUGAAUUCAUGGUGGAUAUAAAGUUAAAACUGAAAGAAUUGAUGUUGAUAGGACCAACUUCACAAAUGGAAAAGAAUCUCACAGUUGGCUUUCCAAAUGGAUUUGCUGAUAUGAGACUUGUAUUAUCCGAUCAUCAGAACGAAUGGCUAACGAACCUUCUGAAUUUUGGCAAGGAUUUGAAACAACUGACAUUGAGACUGAAGCCAUUGAAGGAGCUGGUAACAGAUGUGGAACCAAUCUAUAAAAGUUGGAAGGAGAUUGAUUACGAAUCAGCUAGCCAUUCUUUAUUUGAAAUGAACUCAUUUGUGGAUAGCCUAAUUGUUCCUUCAGAAAUUGUUAAAGUGCUCGAAGAUGUUCACAACUGUAUGAGCAACGUUGAUCUAAAUGAUAAAUUCCACGUAGAUAUGGAUGCAUCAAUGAAAAAACUGAAUGAAACUACAACUGAGUUGAACAUAGUCAUAACCCCUAUCAGUGUAUUUAAUCAACCGGAAUCUGUCAAAGCAAUUGGAGAACUUAUCGCCGCCAUAAGAAAUGAUGAAACCGGUUCUUACUCGCGGAUCGAAAAUGUCAAAACAUUCAAUAUAUCUAUCAGUAUUUUGGAAAAUCUUCAUACCUCUUUGAAUGCAAUAAAACUAGAGAAAUUUGAAGAGUCACUUGAUUUUAUCAACACGCUCAAAAGUUUAUUCGUGACACCAUUCCAUAAAUGGAGUGGAAAAGUAGAUUUUCCGAAACUAGUCUCGUGUAUGGGAAAAACACAAUUCCAGAAGAAAAUUGAGAUGUUGAACCUAUCGGCGACGAGGCUCGCACUCAUGACACCAGAGAAUCCUCAAGUUUUAGACAUUGAUAAACUUAUCACUUCAAUUGAAAAGCCCAGUCAUUUGGUUAAAACAAUAAAAAUAAAACUUCCGAAACGGUACCGUCGUCGUCGCGCAACCGAUAAGAUAUUUCUGAAAAACGCAGGAAUGAGUUCGAAAGAUCUUGGAGAUAUCAAUUUGCUUGUUCAGAAACUGAUCAGUGUCAAGAAACUAGAGCAACAUUUGCAGAACUUGAUCAACGGAAAGAAAACUAUAUUUGAUAUCAUUGAAAAGGCCACUGACUCAAUUGAGAAGAAGUCUUUGAAGAUGUUGUGGAACGACAAUACAGUUAAAUCGUUGGAGAAUAUUCUCAAGAUAGCCACAAAACUGGAUGAGCGGAUCAAAACUCAAAAAAAGAUUGAAAUGAUCACCGAUUUCAAAGAUCCAUUCAAUAUUGCUUCUGAGGUUAACGAGUCAAAAGUAGAUACCAAACAAAUGGAGAAAGCAUUACGCGGAAAAGUUCAGGACAAAUUGUUAGCUGAAAGUCUGAAUGCAUUGAAAACGUUGGAUCUAAAGUUCGCAAAAUAUGACAAGACGAAAACUGAGAAAGCUUUAAGCAAUGUGCAGCAGUACUUUGAUUCAUUGUUUGGAAUCAGCAGAGGAGUCACAUCUACAUCUGCACAAACGGAAACUGAUAACACCUAUUAUUACAUUGGUGGGGUGGGUCUAUUCAUCCUUGCUGCUGGAACAUGUGCGGGUAUAUUCUUCUGCCUAAAAAGAAAUAAGAAAAAUGAGAAUCAUACAUCCAACAGUAAAAGCACUGGUUCAAAAAACAGUGACGGCAAAGCUGUCAAUAAAAUGGAACGUGGAUUGGCAUCUACUGGAAAAAGUUCUUUGACGACGGGCAGCAAGUCGACAUCUGUUACUCAAUCAGCAUCCACAGUAUCAACUGCAUCAUCUACUAACACAGCAAGUAAACCCACUCACCCACAGACAACUAAGAAUGCUUCAAAGACAUCUAAAAGAGUGAGAACAUACAGAAAAGGAGUAGAAGUAAUCCCUAUCACAGUUCAAGGUGAUAGAAAUUUUCAGAUUAUUAAAAACCCAGACGGAAAUUUCUUCAUUGAACAUUCAUCUGGUCGGCUAGGAUGGUCUGCGAAAACGCCCAAUCCGAAUAUCGAAGUACCUGAAGACACGAAAAAAGAACUUCCCAUGAAAAAAAUAAAAGAUGCUUUCAAAAUAUUGGACGAAACAAACACCGCAUCCCGUAUUCCUAAGACAAUCAAUGCCACUACGACUACACCUACAGAAACCAAGAAGAUUAAUGUUACACCUUGGACUGAAGCAGUGCUCAUCAAUAGCUACCGAAAAGAGGAACUGCAAGCAAACAUGCAGACAUUAGACCUCAGUAACUGGCAAAGUAAAUUGAAAAAGGAAGUAUUUGUAAUCGGAAAUAGUUUCGACAAUGUCUUGCCCGCGAAAAUUCAGUCCAUUGAAGAACCAUUGAUUGACGCGACUCAAGAGAGUGAAGUUUCGACAAAAGUUUUAAAAACUGCUGAAUCUGUCAUUCCAGUCAAAGCUUCUGGUUCAAAUAUAAAUACCGCUGAAGAAUUUGAAUCUGCUGAAAAUGCGGACUGGGAUGAAAAAGGAAGAGAAGCUGAGACCCAGAUGAAAGAGCUCUUAAGAAAAACCCGACUUGGAUCCGUUCCUCUAAAGAAAUAA